AUGGCGUCCGUUGACAUCCAGACGGCUCCCGGAGCGGAACUCGGCGUGUUCGAAAAGACCGGCACACAAAUCGACGUGAGAGAGAUCAGCCCGGAACUCGUUCCUAAUAGUCGAUAUUUGAUCCAAUCCCCAUACACCGAGCAGGAACAUCUGCUUGACCUGGACACCUUGAACCAUGAGAAUGCGCUCCUUGCCCGAGCCUUGAGCCGGUUCCGAGUUCUUCGCAAUGACUAUGCAACAGCACCUUAUGUCGACUCUUUCAACUGGCCCGAGGUGCUCGAGGAGGUGAAGCGUCUUACUGUCGAGUCAGGAAAGGGGUUCAAGGAAACCUCUUUCUACAUCGUCGCUUUCCGGUCCCGGAUCAAGAAGACCACCGAGUACGCUGAUCUCGGCCGACUCGACAAAGCAGCCCACGCUGAGGCUGUGGCAAGCGGCGGAUUCCUCAAAUACUGGUUCGGAGAGCCAGACUCUGAGUUGGCAAACUUGGCGACUUGCAUCUGGAGGACGAGAGAAGAUGCCAAGAAGGGUGGUACCGGACCGGCUCACCGAAAGGCAGCGGGAGCUACUCGUUCCAUGUACGCAUUCUGGAGGAUUGAUCAGCACCGACUCAUUAUUCGGGAUAAUGUCGAGUCAUGGGAGAUUAUCCCAUGGGAGGAAUAA
Fusarium keratoplasticum is the source of this 660-nucleotide messenger RNA. RefSeq lists its product as uncharacterized. The transcript has 2 exons. The record is from RefSeq and is a predicted model, not a curated record. NCBI's taxonomy places the organism in Eukaryota, Fungi, Ascomycota, Sordariomycetes, Hypocreales, Nectriaceae. Bases 1 to 660 code for a protein of 219 amino acids.